CAGUCUUUCUGGGAUGUCCGUCCCCUCGGACUGGAUUGGGAGAACACAGGAAAAACCCCAGCCCUCUCCCACAGAGCCUCAGCCUGCGACAACUACUUCCCGCUGGCAAGCAGAGCCGCCUGAAGCCAGCAGCAGAGCCAGCUCCAGGACAGCGAGCAAGCAAACGCUGCCUCUGCAGCCGCCAGGCAGCUAACAGCCUCAUCCACAGGCUCUCACAGGCAGGUGCUCCCGGGAGAAAUCCAGGCGGUUAGCUGGUCCUCAUGUCAGCCAAACCCAGCCCCAGGCCUGGCCCCACUUUGGCACCCAGCAAUGACUUCGAGGACAUCCACAACUGGACAGAACUGCUCCAACUCUUCAACCACACCUUCUCUGACUGCCACAUGGAACUCAAUGAGAAUACCAAACAAGUGGUCCUCUUCAUCCUCUACCUGGCCAUCUUUGUGGUAGGGCUAGUGGAGAACAUGCUGGUGAUUUGUGUCAACUGGCGCCGCUCGGGCCGGGCAGGGAUGCUGAACCUGUACGUCCUCAACAUGGCCAUUGCCGACUUGGGCGUCAUCCUGUCUCUGCCUGUGUGGAUGCUGGAAGUCAUGCUCGAGUACACCUGGCUCUGGGGCAGCUUCUCCUGCCGCUUCACUCAUUACUUCUACCUUGCCAACAUGUACAGCAGCAUCUUCUUCCUCACAUGCCUCAGCAUUGACCGCUAUGUCACCCUCACCAGUGCCUCUCCCUCGUGGCAGCGCCACCAGCACCGAAUACGGAGGGCCGUGUGCGCAGGCGUCUGGGUCUUCUCGGCCGUUGUCCCACUGCCUGAGGUGGUGCAUAUUCAGCUAAUAGACGGCUCUGAGCCCAUGUGCCUCUUCCUAGCACCUUUUGAAACGUACAGCACCUGGGCCCUGGCAGUGUCCCUAUCUGCCACCAUCCUGGGCUUCCUACUGCCCUUUCCUCUUAUCGCGGUUUUCAACAUCCUAUCAGCCUGCCGGCUUCGUAGGCAAGGACAGCCGGAGAGCAGGCGCCACUGCCUGUUGAUGUGGGCUUACAUAGCGGUCUUUGUUGUCUGCUGGUUGCCCUACCAUGUGACUAUGCUGCUGCUCACUCUGCACACGACCCACAUCUUCCUCCACUGCCAGCUGGUAAACCUUCUGUACUUCUUCUACGAAAUCAUUGACUGCUUCGCCUUGCUGCACUGCAUCGCCAACCCCAUCCUUUACAACUUUCUCAGCCCAAGCUUCCGGGGCCGGCUGCUGAGCAUCGUGAUCCGUUACCUUCCCAAGGAGCGAGCCAGGGCAGCAGGAGGACAAGCCUCCUCCUCCUCCUCCACCCAGCACUCCAUCAUCAUUACUAAAGAGGACAACCUGGCUGCUGCAGCAGAUCCCCGUCCUCGCUCCAUCAGGAGCACUCAGGCACCCUCUCCCGACACCUCACCUACACUCUGCAAUUCCCCAGCCAGCUAAGGUAGAGUCCAGGCUCUUGCAGAAAUGACAAAGUCCAGAGGGACAAGCAAGAGAUGUGGGGGAGGGGAAAGAGUUAAUUUUUAAGUCUAUCAAAACGUUGCUGAGGAGAGAGGGAGAAGGGUUGGGAAGGAGAGAGAACGGGUUCUUCCUUGGUAGUAUACUGUUUGUUUGGGGCCUCAAGGCUAA
Messenger RNA from Acomys russatus (golden spiny mouse), 1637 nucleotides. It is a transcript of the gene Ackr5, whose product is annotated as G protein-coupled receptor 182. Gene Ontology annotation, cellular component: membrane. The record is from RefSeq and is a predicted model, not a curated record. The transcript has 2 exons. Gene Ontology annotation, molecular function: G protein-coupled receptor activity. Gene Ontology annotation, biological process: G protein-coupled receptor signaling pathway. Bases 261 to 1451 code for a protein of 396 amino acids. Lineage: Eukaryota; Metazoa; Chordata; Mammalia; Rodentia; Muridae.